GUACAGUAUGAUGUCCCACUGAACCAAUGCAUGAACAUGUGGUUCAUGCAUGUUGGUGCUCCAGCAUAUUUUCAUUUGUGAGUGCUCUGGCGCCUAUCUCGGACGUAUAGUCAACAUUGGACUGCAUUGACUCUAAAGACUGAGGAAAAAAUAUAAAUUUUUUGGAGCACUAGCUUUAUUGAUUCGAAUUGAUUCACCAGCAGACUUUCAAAAUGGCUGACGAACAUACAACUGAAGUUACAAGAAUGGGGACAAGAAGACAAACAAUGCUGAAUGUGGAAAAAAAUAAGGAAGAACAAAAUGGACAACAAAAUAAUACAGAAAAUGAAUGUGAAGAACCAUUUGCCUGCUGUGGCUGUAACAGAACAUUUAGCACUCAGGCAGGUUGCAAAAGGCACAUGCGUUACUGCCCAGCUGCUGAUGGGUCAUUAUUUGUAGUGGACAAAAGGAACAUUAAUGACUCUAGUGCACAUGAGAACAAUCUAAGAGGCAGCCAGAGUUCAGAGGAAAGGGAAGUUGAUAACCCACCAGAAUCACAAGAUGGUGGCAGCCUUCAACAACAGAUGAAUGGCAUGAUGCUGGAUAAAGUAAAUGGUCUUAUAGACGAGACCUCAGCUUUGGGUCCAGGGAAAUGUCAUUGCUGUGGUGAAGACCUUGACACUGCACACUCAGGGGGUGACUUUGAAUGUGUUGACUGUUCUAAAAGCUUCAAGUUGAAGUCUAGUCUCGAGAGGCACAGAAGAGUGAUUCAUAUGGAAGGAGAAACAUACGCAUGUGUAGAGUGUAAUGCAAGAUGUCCAGACAAAGGAACUCUUGCACGGCACAUGUAUACUCAUACUGGUCUGAAACCCUACUCAUGUACACGGUGUCAGAAAACAUUUAGUAGAAAAUAUCAUUUAGAGAGACACGUUUCACAAACAGGCUGUGAUGGGAAGUCAAGGACUAAUUUUCCAUGUCAGGUGUGUGGGCGAAUGUUCAGCCGCAAAGAUAAUUUGAGGCAGCAUCUACGUGCUCAUGCAGGUCAGGUGAUACGCAAGAAGACUUACACUUGUGAACAUUGUCAUCGAGAGUUCCAGGGUGCUACACUCUUGCAGGUUCAUUUGAGGACCCAUACAGGUGAGAGGCCAUAUGCAUGUGAUCUCUGCCCAAAGAGAUUUCCUUCAAGUGGUGCAAUGAAGAAACAUCGACGGAUGCACACAGGCGAGCGGCCUUAUGAAUGCAAGGAGUGCUAUGCCAAAUUUGCAGCACGGGAAACAUUAAAUCGUCACAUACGUACGCACACAGGUAUCAGGCCUCAUAUCUGUCAGUUUUGUGGCAAGAGUUUUAUACAGUCUUCUCAGCUUCGAGCUCACAUCUUCCAUCAUACAGGUGAAAAUGGCUUUACAUGUGUUCACUGCAGCAAGGCAUUCAAUCGCAGAUCUCGUCUUCUAAUGCAUGUGAAAUAUGUUCAUGAAGGUGCAAAACCUUUUGAAUGUGAGCAAUGUCCAAAAACAUUUGUUCGAAAGGAAGAUUUGGCUCGUCACACGAUUCUUCACUCAGGUGUAAAAGCACACAAAUGUCCAAUUUGUCAGAAGAACUUCGCAAUGAAAUCUUCAUUGAAGAUACAUCUUCUGACACAUACAAAGGAACCACCACGUUCUUGUGAUGAAUGUGGAAGAGCAUUCAUUCGACAAGACUGUUUACUUCGUCAUAUGCGCACCAAGCAUAGAGACAUGCUGGAGGAGAUAUUGGCUGAAACGGAAAAGAAAAAACUGCAACAGCAGCUUUUGGCUGCAGCAGCAGCUCAAGGCACUGGUGGGACUGGUGUGGGUGUGAAUGGCAGUGAGAGUGAUGGAGGUUCUGGUGGUCCUGGUAGCAUACCAUCACUCAGUGAAGCUGCUCUCGCUGACUCAGUCCGUGAGCUCCUGGCACUACUGGUUGAUGAAGCCACUCUAAAGGCUUUUGGAUGGCCGGAAACGCAAGUGGACCAGUUGUUGGAAGCAGUAAUUCGUCGAUGUGGCCAUCAACCUGUUACCUCAGAGGAACUGUUGUACCCAGAUAGACUGCGUGAAAAUGCCAAACUGCUGUUCACUGUUGUCAUAGAUGACUCUGCUGUCAAGACUUUGCUCAACAAUCAGACUGUUGAUGAAGUCAUCUUGCACGUACUUCGUCUCGCCAAAUCAUAAAAAAUGUGUGUGUGUGUGUGUGUGUGUGUGUGUGUGUGUGUGUGUGUGUGUUAGUUCCUCUGUCACUGACAUAUUUUCUAUUCAAACAGGAGACACUGAAUUCAUUUCAGUCAUUUGAGAGGUAUAUUUUGAUUGCAUUUGGUGCCUUUGAUUGGCUGCUCUUCUUUUUCAUCCUUCUUCAGUAAAGACACUACAUCCAGAGUUUGAAGUCAAAGAUAUUGUUAACACGAGUGUAGGGGUUCAUUGUAAGAACAUUGUUGUUUGCUUACUGCUGGAUCAUAAAGGAUUUAGCCGUAAAGUUUGAGUUAAGCUUUCACAACUAGUUCUAGUUUUUUUUUUCCCCAGACUUGCAUAACAGUUGAUAGUUGCAUUUACUAGUGGAUUUAUCCUCUCUUUCUUAUACUCAAAUCAUUCACAUUUACACCAUUCAAUUGAAAACUGCAUUCCAUUGUGUGAGAUUUAUUAAUUAUAAAUAGCCUUGUCUUCUGUUUCCUCCAUUAUGUAAAAUAAUUCGAGUAACUAAUUAGUUCCUGCAUGGUGCAAGGGAAUAUCUCUUUGGCAUGAUCAAAAGUUUCUGUCGAAUUCAGAUGUAAUCAAGAGAUGCUGCCAUUUCUCAGGCCUGCACAGUUGCAGAGAACACGCAUAUUUGUAAUGAGACUGGUGUAGAUUAUCUUGAGGGACCAUGAAAUUCAUUAAGUUUCUUCUUUCUGAAUAAAAUAGUAAAUCCUAUUUUCAUGAAUUUCAAUUACAUUUUGAGUAUACUCAUUGCCUUGACUGAUACUGAGAGCCAAGUGACAACUAGGAGCACUAAUAGGGAAUAAAUUUUCAUGUAAAAGAAAAUUAUGACAAAAGAUUUGACCAUAUUUUUAUAUAUGAAUGAUGAAAUGUAAGAUAUGAACUAUUUUUUAAAUUACUCAGCUGUCACUUUUACAAAUAUCAAGUAUUUUUAUGCUAAAGUGCACGGUGUAAAUCCAGUUGUCUCAAAUUAGUGGCACUUCCUUAUAACAUUGUUACAGGCACAUGUGAAACAGCAGUAGACAAAGAUUUGUAAUGGUUGUUUGAGAGAUUAGAGCAUAUUUUUAUAUUUUGAUAGGCUGUAUUUUUACUUUGAAGAACUUUCAUGAUUACAUUUAUUAUAUUCUCAUUGCAAGUUUUUCUUCCAUGAAUGAUGCAAUAAUCAUUCAAGAUUGGGAAGUAAAUAUAUAUUUUUAAAUGCAAAAACUGCUACUUUACUGUGUGUUAUGACAGUAAAAUAGAUUUUUAUGGAGAAGAGAUUGGACAGGGACAUCAAAAGUGUCAGAAUAGGAGAUGUUAACCCAAGCCUUACAAGAAUUACUUUUCAUUAUUGAGAGAUAUUUUGAGGGAAUGAAAGUGUGGAACAUAUUUUUUAAAGAAAUGUUUUAUAUUUGCACUGUAUAUGCUUCCAUGUUAUAGUACUUACUACGUAAUAAGUAUUUAGAGUGUGUUGUUAACUAGCAGUCACCGUGAAAUCAAGCAGUUGGGUAUAUAUUUGUGGAGAGUAAGACUGCUGGCUUUUUUUAAAUAUCCAUUUGAUACAGGUGCUGCUUGACAAGUGAUUGCUGGAUACCACAAAGCACGUUAACUUGGGAAAGUAACUUUCUCGCAAAUAUUGUAGUACUAAAUUUUUCCUCAUAGGUAACACACUGUAGUGUGUGAUGCAUGACACAUGCAUAUAUUUGUAUGUUGAGUUGACUUGCUUUUUAGAUAUGCACACUGAUGAAAACUGAAACCUUAAGCAGCUUAUUUGUCUCAUAUAAAUUGGAUCCAGAUACAGAGAGAGAGAGAGAGAGAGAGAGAGAGAGAGAGAGAGAGAGAGAGAGAGAGAGAGAGAGAACUGCGUAAGUAGUUAAAGAUUAACCAAAUGUUGGUUUAUUGUUAACUUUCCUUUUGUAUGAAUUGAACACAAUCAACUGGCUCAUUUUCAGUGAACUGGUGAAAGAAGUGAAUAAUUUCCUACCUCCUCCUUAACGUAACCUAACCUAACCUUGUCUUUAAAAGUAAGAGAACUUCCUCUUGAAUACCUCGAGGUAUCUCUUCAUCUUCACAUGAUCUGUGUGAAAAUAGGCUGUACUGUUGCAGGUUGCAUUGCCUGCAAAGGACAAGAACUAGAACCAUUGUCAGAAAUUGUUAGAGGUUGAUGUGUGUAAUAGGUUGGUUCAGUAUCACUAGUAAUAAUUUUGGGUAACCGACAAGGUUGGGAAAACUGACAUGUUUAGAGAAAAUAUCAUGAGAAAGAAGUUUUAUUAAAAAUCUGUGUGUAUCUGUUAAAAUUUUAUGUAUGUUUGGUAUAAUUCUGUUGCGUGUAGAGUUGUGUUGCUUUAGUUUUCACUAUUUGGUUCUCUCAGAGCUUCCCACAAAUGGAUAUGACUGUUAAACUGUUUUCUGUUCUUUUAAGAAUUGGGAGUGCAGCUUCCACUUGACAGCUGAAAAUUUGACCAACCUCUGUUUAAGCAAUAGUCUCAGCAUUGAGGUGUUGUAGUCUGGAAUGUUGUUUCAUAUUCAUAACAGUUUCUGCUUUUUAUAGAUGUACUUUGUAUUAUGCCGGCUUUGGUUAAAUGCACUGUGUUGUACCAAUAAUGCUUCUCUUGUCUGUUGAUGUUUAUUACAGUUUCAACCCACAGUUACUUUUCUAACAAUUUAAUAAUGCUAUGAGUGUCACACAAUGCUCUUUUUCAUAAAGUGUGUUCAGAUCACUUGUCUUGAUACUUGGUGCACUUGUGACUUCUGCACUUCAUCAGUCGUAUGCACUGUCAUUCUUGUUAGCAUUUCAAAGUUAUCACUCUCAGCAAUGCAUUAUACAUAUGCGUUUUGGAUCUCGUAAGAAAAAAGCAGUGUGAAACCCAAAUGUUGCUUUUUAAAGGAUACCGAAAGUGCUUUGGACAUUUUAUCAAGAAGCUACACAGAAGUCAUGACAUGCAAUUUCCAUGCAAGACAAAACAUUGCUAGUGCUCUGAUUAAGUCUUUCCCCCUCCCCCCUCUGUAUAUCAUGAUGUACAUAUCAGGCAGUAUUUUUACUCCGUUCUCACAGUAACUCGAGUAACUUUUAUAAUCCUCAUAGUACAUCAUGGAAUCUACCCUGCCUCUUCUACCAACUGAGAAAGACAAGGACUGCAUAGUAAGUUGCAGAAAUUAAGGCACUGGAUUAAUAGAAUUGAAAUUCAUGUAGCUGUUUUCUGCCCUCAUCCUUCUGCCUCCAAGGUAGUGCUCCAUUUCUAAAUGGCAAUAAUACCAGCGAAAUAUUGAACUUAAACCAUCAGUGUUUUCUUCUGCAUUGUGGUAAACUGUAUCAUAGAGUGAGUCAUGGUUGUUGGGACCCCUAAUGCUCAUGUGAAGUGAAGUUCACACUCCACGGAUUACCCAUUUCUGAUGAGAUUAUUUAAUGACCAUCAUUCUUCAAAUUACAUUGAUUGAUUUCCACAGCUUUUAUAAUCACAAUGAUUUACAUGUGAUCACAUAUUGUCAGUUACAUAUUUCAAUGCUCUACAAUGGAAAUACUUUCAUUUGAUUAUUUUAAUAUUUCUUAAUUAUCUGUGGACCAUCACUUUCUGUUACAUCCCAUUUGAGCAAAGAGUGUGGCUGAUUUUAUACUGUAUUGCUUAAAAGUCUUUGAAUUUCUCUUCCUCUUCUUGUACUCUUUUUUUUUUUCUUUGGACAAACAAAAUUGUUCUGAAAGCAUUACAUUCAUCUUCUUUUUAAGGAGCUUUCAUUCUUCGUUGUGGGAUACCAGUUUUAUAUACAUAGAUGUAAUGGAUAAGAUUUAUGAUAUUAGUUGUUGCUUACUUCAUCCCUUUUAUUGCCAGGUACAGUGUGCAUCCAUUCUUUAUGUUGCAAAUCAUUGAUUCCAUCUUGCACCAAACCAUUCCUUGUAACAGCACAAUAACUGACAGCUAAGAAUACAUGUAAUUGAAAUUCCCGAUAGAAUACAUGGUAUUGCAUGAUGUAUGAGUUUCUUUUCCACUCUUGACAGUUAUUUAGGUUGUAGAUGCUUAUGUAAAAUUUAGGUUCUGCUAGAUUUUAACAAAGUUACUAGUUUGGCAAGAGGAUACAAUGGGUAAUUUAAGGGAGAAAAAUGGGUGGAGUGAUAUACUAAACCACCAACUCAGAUUAAGUACAUAGAGAAUAAGCAUCUUCAAGAAAAGAAUUCUAAAAGGAAGAAAACUAUGUCAAUUGUAGGUAGGCCUGUGUUACUCUGCUAAGGAUCUUAAUCAAAUAUUCACACAUUCACCCAAAUACAACUCUUACUCAAGUGAAUACUCUCUCAGGGUGCUGGUGCCUGACUGCGACUGCGUCUGUCAGAGCAGCAGUCUCUGUCAGAAGCAGUCACAGUCAGGCUCCAUCAUUCUGAGACAGUGCCCAUGUAUGUACGAGUUGUGCUUGUGCGAAUGUGUGUGUGUUUUAUAUGGCAGAAGAACUUAAAAAGCUGUAAUAUUUUAGCAGUUGUAUUCAUUGUGCUUGUCUACAACUCAGUACCUCCUCUGUUGUGAUGAGUAGUAAUAAGUCCUUUGCAUAUUGCUGUUAUUCCAUCCUUGACUUCCUUUUAUUUGAUUAUGUCAAAUAGUUUUUGUAAAAGCCUUUUAUGAAAACUUUGACAGUGUACUGGGGUAUAUUUGUCUUAUGUUUUAUGAAAGUUAUAAUGUGGGCUUAGAUUUUGUAAAGGAUUUGUCAAAGAACUUUUACAGUGUAAUAUUUGCCUUAUUGUAUAUAAUCAUACAUAAAAGGUUCGAGUGUAGAUGAUAAAGAAAUUAUUAAUGUUUGUCAUAUGUUUAAAUAUUUCAGUUGUAUGUGUUCCCCCCCCCAACCCCUCCCCCCCU
Molecule: messenger RNA, 6997 nt
Organism: Schistocerca nitens (vagrant locust)
Lineage: Eukaryota; Metazoa; Arthropoda; Insecta; Orthoptera; Acrididae
Product: gastrula zinc finger protein XlCGF57.1-like
Exons: 14
Coding region: 213-2165 (650 amino acids)
Source: RefSeq, a predicted model, not a curated record